Messenger RNA from Komagataella phaffii GS115, 930 nucleotides. Its product is annotated as GTP-binding protein of the ras superfamily required for bud site selection. Gene Ontology annotation, molecular function: GTPase activity; GDP binding; GTP binding. Gene Ontology annotation, cellular component: plasma membrane. Lineage: Eukaryota; Fungi; Ascomycota; Pichiomycetes; Pichiales; Pichiaceae. Gene Ontology annotation, biological process: signal transduction. The record is from RefSeq and is a predicted model, not a curated record. The transcript has a single exon. The coding region runs from base 1 to 930 and encodes 309 amino acids.
AUGGACCGUAGAAGGGAGUUGAAUAUCCUAAUGCUGGGCAAUGUAGGUGUUGGGAAGUCCUCAAUCACCCUACAGUUUGUCCAGAAUCAAAUGCCGGAGCACCAUGAUGACGAUAUAGAAGACACGUACAGUAGAGUCUGGGAGAUCGAGGGGAAGGAGUACCAGAUAAACAUUCUUGAUACUGCUGACUCCUCCCAAUCGACCAUGGAGACUGAUCUACAAUCCGAUCACAGAAGACAGCAGAUUCUCGCAACCCAAGGAAUUAUACUGGCCUUCCGUAUCAAUUCCAAGGACUCCUUUGAUAAUUUAUCAAACAUUCUCCGAAAUCUUAGCCGCAUACGGGGGAACUCUUUACCUCCAAUAUUACUCCUGGGGAACAUGAUGGACUUGGAAGAUGAAAGGGAAGUUUCUAGAACGGAAGCCGAGUACCUCCAGUAUCAGUACAAACUUGACGACUAUAUCGAGGCUAGUGCAUCUAUGAGGCUAAACGUUGACGACGUGUUCACUAGAAUGAUAGAGCUUAUACUAGAUAUCCCAGAUAGUAAACCACAUAGUGCCAACGACAGCCAGGUCGGCAUACGCCAGAACUCUUCGAUGCAAGGAGAGUCUAAACAUGAUAGAAACAUAGACGAUGAAGAUUUCAAACUCAUGAGAGAGGAGAGCUAUGAUGAACGCAGUCGCAGUUUAUCCCAGGUUUCACAAGAUGACCAUAGACUAUCACCUUCACUCCAUCAAUCUUCGGCAAUCUCCGGCAGGGAAGCUAAACCUGUCGCCGAGGAGCCAAGUAAAAAUCAAAAUGGGAUAACUGAAAAUAAUCAAGUUACCACCGGCAAUGAGAAUAAGGAUAGUAGAGAACUCCACUCUGUGAAUAAGACUGCUGUCUCUGCUGUCAAAGAAAAAAGGGCUACAAGCUGUUGCAUAUUGAUGUGA